Messenger RNA from Melitaea cinxia (Glanville fritillary), 1889 nucleotides. RefSeq names its product flotillin-1 (gene Flo1). Lineage: Eukaryota; Metazoa; Arthropoda; Insecta; Lepidoptera; Nymphalidae. Bases 1 to 1287 code for a protein of 428 amino acids. Gene Ontology annotation, cellular component: plasma membrane. Gene Ontology annotation, biological process: positive regulation of cell junction assembly; protein kinase C signaling; protein localization to plasma membrane. The transcript has 10 exons. The record is from RefSeq and is a predicted model, not a curated record.
AUGACUUGGGGAUUUGUUACAUGUGGUCCAAAUGAGGCACUCGUAGUAUCAGGAUGUUGCCAUUCAAAACCAUUACUCGUACCUGGAGGGCGGGCAUUUGUAUGGCCUGCGGUACAACGCGUUCAACGAAUAUCACUUAACACUAUGACCUUGCAAGUUGAGUCGCCAACAGUUUAUACCAGCCAAGGAGUGCCUAUUUCCGUCACCGGUAUUGCACAGGUGAAAAUUCAAGGUCAGAAUGCUGAAAUGUUGUUAUCGGCAUGUGAACAAUUCCUGGGUAAAUCUGAACAAGAAAUCCAGCACAUUGCUCUUGUUACCUUGGAAGGGCAUCAGCGUGCUAUAAUGGGUUCUAUGACUGUGGAAGAGAUUUAUAAGGAUAGAAAAAUUUUCUCAAAGAAGGUAUUUGAAGUGGCUUCCAGUGAUUUGAUAAACAUGGGCAUCACCGUCGUGUCAUACACUCUAAAGGAUAUAAGAGACGAAGAGGGCUAUUUGAAAGCAUUGGGUAUGGCUCGUACGGCUGAAGUUAAGCGAGAUGCUCGUAUAGGAGAGGCAGAGGCACACGCCGAGGCGCGCAUUAAAGAAGCCAUGGCCGAGGAACAACGUAUGGCAGCAAAGUUCCUCAACGACACCGAGAUAGCUAAAGCUCAAAGGGAUUUCGAACUUAAAAAAGCAACAUAUGAUGUUGAGGUGCAAACUAAGAAGGCUGAAGCAGAGAUGGCGUACGAGUUACAAGCAGCAAAGACCAAACAGCGCAUAAAAGAGGAACAAAUGCAAAUUGCCGUUGUCGAGCGUUCACAGGAAAUUAACGUGCAGAAAUGGGAGGUGCAGAGACGAGAGAAAGAAUUGGAGGCGACCAUACGCAGACCGGCGGAGGCAGAAAAGUUUAAACUGGAAAAAUUGGCUGAAGCGCACCGUCUCAAGACUGUUUUAGAAGCAGAGGCCGAGGCUGAAGCUGUUAAAGUUCGUGGGGAGGCUGAAGCAUAUGCAAUCAAAGCAAAGGCUGCAGCCGAUGCAGAGCAAAUGGCCAAGAAGGCGGAUGCUUGGAAGGAGUAUGGUUCAGCAGCUAUGGUGGACAUGAUGUUGGAGACAUUACCUAAGGUCGCUGCCGAGGUGGCGGCGCCACUGUCGCAGGCACGGAAGGUCACGAUGGUGUCAUGCGGCGGCGGCGACGUGGGCGCUGCUAAACUAACUGGAGAGGUCCUGAGCAUCGUGCAAUGUAUCCCCGAGCUCGUCAAAGGCGUCACCGGAGUCGAUAUCUCGAAGGCCAAGGGUCUUCGCGCCGUUUAGAGCCGCAAUCUACGUAGAGGUAAAGCGUGUUUUCUAACCCGAUAUUAAAAAACAUAUUUACUAUUCAGAUAUAUCUGCCAAAUAUUUACAAUAUUCGUACGUUUGUCACUCGUAACAUAUUGGCACACGAAUAUCCUAGGCGAGACAAAUGUCACGGCACUAGUAACGAUCCCUCCUUCAUUUUUGUAUUGACGAUACGAUAAUAAUAGAUACCGGCGUAGAGUAUGAUAAAUCGGAGCGGUAAACUACGACCAAUCGCUUGAUACUAUUUCAAUAGUUUACGAAUAACUAUUAUACUUAUGAAAUUGAUACAUAUAUUUUUUUAUUUAGCUAAUCAUUCGUAAGGGUAAAUGAAAAUAUUUGGUGUUCAUAAAAGUGCAGUUUGGAAAUUCUAAAUAUUAAAGUUUUAGUAGGUGAAAUUGGUGUCUUUAUAUUGUUUAGAAUUAGUGGAUCUUUAGUGCGAGUGUUGCUACCCAAAUGUCGCCGUUGUAAACGAUUCGAUUUCAACUAGUCAAUUUAAUGGUGUAUUUUUGUAUUAUAGAUACAGUGUUACCGUAUUUAUUAAGCCAAGCUAACCUAUUUUAAAAAAUAUUAUAAAAUAA